AAGGUAUGGCGGAAGCUGUCAGCUCGAGCAGGGACUGCCUUCAAGCAGGCGAGUCCUGCACCAACGACCCCAUCUGCAGUGCCAAAUUCAGGACCCUCCGGCAAUGCAUCGCAGGCAAUGGAGCCAACAAGCUGGGCCCUGAUGCCAAGAACCAGUGCCGGAGCACUGUGACGGCCCUGCUGUCCAGCCAGCUGUAUGGAUGCAAGUGCAAGCGAGGCAUGAAAAAGGAGAAGCACUGCUUGAGUGUCUACUGGAGCAUCCACCACACAUUGAUGGAAGGCAUGAAUGUACUGGAGAGUUCCCCUUAUGAGCCUUUCAUCAGAGGCUUUGAUUACGUCCGGCUGGCAUCCAUCACUGCAGGGUCUGAAAACGAGGUGACCCAGGUGAACCGGUGCCUGGAUGCCGCCAAAGCCUGCAACGUGGAUGAGAUGUGCCAGCGGCUGCGGACAGAGUAUGUCUCCUUCUGCAUCCGGCGCCUGGCCCGGGCCGACACCUGCAACCGCUCCAAGUGCCACAAGGCUCUGCGCAAGUUCUUUGACCGCGUGCCGCCCGAGUACACCCACGAGCUGCUCUUCUGCCCUUGUGAUGACACAGCCUGUGCUGAACGCAGGCGGCAGACCAUUGUGCCUGCCUGCUCCUAUGAGUCCAAGGAGAAGCCCAACUGCCUGGCACCGCUGGACUCCUGCCGGGAAAACUACGUCUGCAGGUCCCGCUAUGCGGAGUUCCAGUUCAAUUGCCAGCCGUCCCUGCAGGCUGCAAGUGGCUGCCGGAGGGACAGCUAUGCUGCCUGUCUCCUGGCGUAUACAGGGAUCAUAGGCAGCCCCAUCACACCCAACUACAUUGACAACUCAACUUCCAGCAUAGCUCCCUGGUGCACGUGCAAUGCCAGCGGCAACCGGCAGGAAGAGUGUGAGAGCUUUUUGCAUCUCUUCACCGACAAUAUCUGUCUCCAAAAUGCCAUUCUGGCCUUUGGCAAUGGGACCUACCUGAAUGCAGCUGUGGCCCCAUCCAUCCCCCCCACCACACAGAUGUACAAGCAGGAGCGAAAUGCCAACAGAGCUGUGGUGACCCUCAGAGAGAACAUCUUCGAGCAUCUCCAGCCCACCAAGGUGGCGGGAGAGGAGAGGCUCCUGCGGGGCUCCACUCGUCUGUCAUCAGGGACCUCCAGCCCAGCAGCUCCCUUCUGCUGGGCAGCCUUUCCUCUGCAGAGGUGGCUUCUCCCCGCUCUUGCUGUGCUGAGCCUCUUUGUGAUGUGA
Molecule: messenger RNA, 1256 nt
Organism: Charadrius vociferus (killdeer)
Lineage: Eukaryota; Metazoa; Chordata; Aves; Charadriiformes; Charadriidae
Gene: GFRA4
Product: GDNF family receptor alpha 4
Exons: 7
Coding region: 6-1256 (416 amino acids)
Biological process (GO): nervous system development
Cellular component (GO): signaling receptor complex; external side of plasma membrane
Molecular function (GO): glial cell-derived neurotrophic factor receptor activity
Source: RefSeq, a predicted model, not a curated record